This is a messenger RNA of Malania oleifera, 1762 nucleotides long. Its product is annotated as ankyrin repeat-containing protein BDA1-like. The transcript has a single exon. The record is from RefSeq and is a predicted model, not a curated record. The coding region runs from base 1061 to 1462 and encodes 133 amino acids. Gene Ontology annotation, molecular function: protein binding. Lineage: Eukaryota; Viridiplantae; Streptophyta; Magnoliopsida; Santalales; Ximeniaceae.
GCCAAGGUGAAAGCAACCAAUUAAUUUUGAUUGAUCAAUCAACUUUGAUUGAAUAAUCAAAUUUAAACAGAUUGGUUGAUUUUUUUUUUUUUUAUUUGCAAUUACUAACCUACUACUAACUGAAAUUUCUAUUGUUAUGUGUGUGUAGGUGUGAGCAAGGAGGAGCUGGCCCACCAGAAUUUUUAAAUUUUUUUUUAAAUUUUUAUAUUUCAUGUAUUUUUUCCUGAUUUUUUAUUGUACUAAUAAAUUUUACAAAAGUAGUUUUUUAACUAGAUAAGGCCUCGGAAAAAAUGGGGUGUCUACAAUGUCAUACAAAAUUCUAUUGAAAUUUGUCCAAAUCCAAACCCAAAAUCCGAAAAGCAUGCUCCCAAAUGCCGCAGAAAAUACUUAUUUACGAUUAAUAAGAUCUAAAUUAAUAAUCAUUUAGCCUUAUUGGUUUAUACAAAAUAACACAUUGAAUAUUUAUAUAAAUUUGACAACCCACAUAAAACAUUAACUGUUCCCACUCAUAUUUUUUUAUAAAGCCUCCUCUGUUCUUAGGCAUUGUUUUUUACCCCCAAUUAAUUUACCAAAUAAACAGAAACUCCACAAUUAUAUAUAAUACAAAUUAAGAACUCAAUACAUGAUAAAAUCAUGCAAAAGAUAUUUUUAAGUUUUAAAAGUGGCCCCAACUGCAUGGCAUGGUGACUUGUUCUUGUAUAUUAUUGAAUACUUAGGCAUUGAUCAGUGAAGGCCAUAUUGUCCACUAUGUUUCCAAUCUGAUGGGAAAAAAAGCAUGCUUCCUCAUUUUUCAGAGUACAACCUUAGUUUGUGGUGAGAUGGGAAAGUACCAAAGGGAGUCUUUUCUUACCCCAAGGGAGAAAGAGAGACACAUAUUUUCAACUCCACCAAACACAUUGAGUUGCUGCACCAACUCCUGCAGGAAAACCCCUUGAUUCUCGCUAAUUCUGCACUAGAAUCUCCCAUGGAGACCCCUCCACAUGCAGUUGGUUUCAUGGCGGAAGUUAUCAAACACAAGCCUGAGUUUGCUGCAGAACUGAACUAGGAACGAUUUAGGCCCAUGGACAUAGCUGCAGCCAUGGGCAACGUGGAGAUGGUCAGAGAACUUUUGAAUGGUAAUGACCAUGAACAGGUGAGUGACCUCAUGGGAAGGGACCAAAGAACAGCACUUCACUAUGCUGCCAUGUAUGGGAGAGCUGAGAUCAUAGAGGAAUUGAUGAUCUCAAGCCCAGAGUGCAUCAAAGAUGUCACGGCUCGCAAAGAAACUGCGCAGCACCUUGCUGUGAAGAACUACCAAUUUGAAGCCCCAGGUGCUUUGGUGGUAUGGCUUGAGAAGCUCAACUUGAAAAUGCUUGCAAACUGGGCUGAUUGUGAUGGGAACACUGUCUUGCACCUUGCAGCUUCUCAAAAACAGAUCAAGGUACCAAUCAAAUUGAUAUGCUGUUUGCACAUAGGCUUUUAGCCCAUUUGUAUAAUCUUCCUUCAAAUCAAUGCUUUUCAUUUUUUCAUAAGAUUCGUAAUGUUACCCUUCUAUGCUUCUGCUCAGAAAAUUAUCUACUUCCCAAACAUUAUAUCAUACACAUCGGGUAUAUUUCUCCCCUUCUACGAUUAGGUUAACUUGAUUAGAAUUAAAUAACAAGUUUCAGUGAUAACUUAUUUGGAAUUACACUACAAGUAUGUGGAAGUGGAUUUUGAAUUUUUGAUGAUCAAUCUGUUUGGGAACUAAAAUUAUUUGAUUUUUAUGCUGCUGGUAUUAAGUGUU